Messenger RNA from Hibiscus syriacus, 479 nucleotides. RefSeq lists its product as uncharacterized. The coding region runs from base 141 to 479 and encodes 112 amino acids. The record is from RefSeq and is a predicted model, not a curated record. The transcript has 5 exons. Lineage: Eukaryota; Viridiplantae; Streptophyta; Magnoliopsida; Malvales; Malvaceae.
GACAACCCUAACUAGAAAAACCAUAACCCUAGAGGUUGAAUUCAGUGACACCAUCGAUAAUGUGAAGGCUAAGAUUCAGGAUAAAGAAGGUAUCCCUCCGGACCAGCAGAGGUUGAUUUUCGCCGGAAAGCAGCUCGAGGAUGGCCGUACUCUUGCUGACUACAAUAUUUAGAAAGGAAAUACAAUCAGGACAAGAUGAUCUGCGACAAGUGUUAUGCUCGUCUGCACCCCCGUGCUGUGAACUGCAGGAAAAAGAAGUGUGGUCAAAGCAACCAGUUGAGGCCAAAGAAGAAGAUCAAGUAUAUGUUUUCGUGAGGCUGGAAAUUCUGAUUCUACUAUUAUUAGAUUUCUGGAUGUUUUGUUACAACGGUAUGGUUCUAAAUACAGAUCUUGACCAUCUUAAAAACUUUGCAAGCAGCUUAAAACUCGAGUGGUAUUUUUGUUUCUGUUUGACCUUGACAAUAGUUGUUCAUAUUUAA